Fusarium graminearum PH-1 is the source of this 3405-nucleotide messenger RNA. RefSeq lists its product as uncharacterized. Bases 1 to 3405 code for a protein of 1134 amino acids. Gene Ontology annotation, biological process: RNA polymerase II preinitiation complex assembly; transcription by RNA polymerase II. Gene Ontology annotation, molecular function: RNA polymerase II general transcription initiation factor activity; histone acetyltransferase activity; TBP-class protein binding. The record is from RefSeq and is a predicted model, not a curated record. NCBI's taxonomy places the organism in Eukaryota, Fungi, Ascomycota, Sordariomycetes, Hypocreales, Nectriaceae. Gene Ontology annotation, cellular component: transcription factor TFIID complex. The transcript has 4 exons.
AUGGCUCAAGAAAACGAAAACCCAAACGAUUUCUCCUCCUUUGACGAAACCGAAUGGAAAGCCCAAGAUGCCGCCGAUGACCGUGAAAUCGCAAAGCUCCUCGGAGAUUCACAAGAUACCGGCGGUGCUGGCAUCAAUUUCGAUGCCGUAGAAUUCGACCAGACGGGCAAGGCCGACGACGCCGAAGACUUCGAGGACAUCAGCGACGAUGAUUUACCCGACGAGGAGCCCAGUGCUGGCGUCUCCAUGGAGAUGCCUGGACUCACAGAUGAUGGAGGCACUAGUAAUGAUGCAGAUGACCUGUUUGGAGAGGGUCCGUCCUCGCCUGAUCCCAUUCUUGGCCCUUCCUCUCCUGCGCCUCACGUUCGCGAUACCGACACUGGCGACGAUACCCAGCCUACCGAUGUCGGCCUGAGUUUUCCUGGAAUCAAUUUCGACCCCGAACCUCAUCUCGACAACCAAGACCCCGACAUCCCUGCCCCCGCCGAAACCGUCGAAGACCUACUCAAAGCCACAUGGCCUGCCUACAAGAAGGGGCAUGUUCUGACAUGGAGCGAACUCCUUCCUGCUAAAAAAGCUACCUGGAAGGAGAAAAAGCCCACAAAGAAGCCAAAGAAACUCGUCACUAGCAAGCUUACUCUCGAACUCGCUCCCGACCAAGAGAAACUCUUUCGCAUCCCUGGCACUGCGACCAUUAGCCGCAAAGCCAGGCAGGCAGAGGAGAGAGGCCUCGUUUACUGUGGCCUCGACGAACAAGACGAAGCUCAGGAUAACAUCCAGUUCGAUCUCGACCAAGACUCCGACUCCGAAACAGUCGCUGGUUUUAGCCUUCGCGAUAUUGAACUCGCCUGCGAAGAUUGGGGCAGUCAUAUUGCCAUAGUUGAAGCUGAAUUCGAGGCCCGACAAUCCGCUGAGCAAGAGAAACAGCAAGCAAAAAAGCGAUCGUUCGAGGAGCAAGAUGAUGAAUGGGAUGCAGAGUUUCUGAUGGACCUUGGCGACGAUGGACCACCACGACCAAAGAAACGCAAGACGCUCAAGCUUGGCCUCCCCGAAAUCCCCCGCUACGCCGCCCCUUCCUUCGACAACUUCGAAGAAGCAACCCGCAGAGGUGCUAAGCGUGUUCAACUGGACAUGAGUGAUCCUUACUUGCUUAUCGAAACUCAGGAGCUUCAACGAAACGCAAAGCGACCUCGCACAGACAACAAGCUGACGCGCAUGGCAAAUGGUAACCUCGGAAGGGGUGUUGCUAACCGAUUCAAUAUUUCCAACGACGAGGCAUAUGAGGCGUUGAAAGAGAACCACCAGAGCAAGGUCCGUGCUACGCUUGGCAAUAUCUCUGUCGAGCAUAGUAUGCCUGCUAUCAAGCUCUCAUGGCCUUACUACAAGGUUAAGCUUGGCGGCACAACUGAUGAGUACCAUCGUCCUCGUUUCAGGUAUAAGAAAUUUGCUGGCCAUAUUAUUAAGUUUGACAAGCCUACACACCACAAGCGCAAGAUGAUGAAGGGCAAAGCACACGAGGUCUUCCUCAAGUCCAAGGAUUUGAGUAUCAACGACAACUCCACUGCUGUUCUCUAUGAAUAUUGUGAGCAGCGUCCACGAGUACUCAGUAGUUUUGGUAUGGGCAACCGCUUGAUCAAUUAUUACCGCCGAAAAGACACCACUGAGGACGAGCAACUACCCAAACAGGAUCUGGGAGAGUAUCGCAUGCUUCUUCCCGAAGAUCGUUCACCUUUCUCUCUAUUUGGUACAGUUGACCCUGGAGAGACUGUCCCGACAUUACACAAUGAGAUGUACAGAGCUCCCGUUUUCAAACAUAAUCCAAGAGGUAGCGACUUUCUCGUUGUUCGCAGCACCACUGGAGAAAACGGUUCUAGGUGGUUUCUACACAAAAUUGACCACCUUUAUGUUGUUGGACAACAAUUCCCCUCAGUGGAGGUUCCGGGCCCACACAGCCGCAAGGUUACCAACGCUUCGAAAAACAGGAUGAAGAUGCUCGCUUUCCGUAUGAUUAGACACAGCGACACCGACAACUGUCAACUCUCCGAUAUUACCAAGCAUAUCGCCGACUCCACCGAUACUCAGAAUCGUCAGAAGCUAAAGGAAUUCCUACAGUAUGACAGAGACAGCGGCGAGAAGGGUAUGUGGCGACUGAAGCCUGGGGAGAUACUGCCUGAUGAGAGUGCGAUACGGUCUAUGAUCAAACCUGAAGAGGUCUGUCUUCUUGAUGCCAUGCAGCUGGGUAUUAAGGAACUCGAAGAUGCUGGCUACGACCCUCGAAAUGCCUCCCUCGAUGAGGAUGUCCAGAACAACGAUGCCGAAGGCGAGGAAGAGGAUGUCGAUGAUGAGGGUAGCAAGGUCGCCAAGGGCGGUGCCAAAAAGCAGCAGGAGAAGCAGGAAGAAACCCUUGCUGACAAGAUGGCGCCAUGGAAAACGACCAAGGCAUUCAUCGACGCAUGCGCUCAAAAGGCCAUGCUUCAGCUCCACGGUGAAGGAGAUCCGACAGGUCAUGGUCUUGGUUUCUCUUUCAUUCGUACUUCCAUGAAGGGAGGAUAUAUUGAGGCAGUUCAAGGACCUCUGGCUACGUCUGCAGAUGCGAUGGAGCGUGAGAAGCGAGCUAAUGGUGGCCACGCAUACAACGUCAAGAAGCAGCAAGCAAUGUAUGAGGAAGGUAUUAAAGAAAUUUGGGAGAAGCAAAAGACAACUCUGUCAGACGGCCAGGAGCACGAUGAUAAGGACGUCGCGGUGACCGAAGACGAAGACGACAGAUUUAAUGUUCAAUCAGCCAUGACCCCAGCACAGUUCGACGACGGUACCAGCCAAAUUAGUGGUUUGACUUCCGCAAGUCGACAACAGAAACGCACUAUCCGUAUCACUCGAGAUUUCCGAAUGCCCGAUGGCAGCACGCAGAGCCGAAUCGAAAUCGUUCACGAUCCGGUAGUGAUUUCGCAGUAUAUGAAACGGCGAACAGAGGCGGACCUUGAAUCAAGAGACAUCUAUAGCUCGCGCCCUACGGGUAAUGCCGACCACGACCGUCUUGCAGGCAUUAGAAUUAAGAAGGAGCUGGAACGACUCGAGAAGAACAAGGCCCGACGACAAGCUCGAGAGCAGCAGAAAGAGCUUCACCAAAAGGCUAGCACAGGCGACGCCGGAUCACCCAGUGUCAAUGGCGAUAAGGUCCCUACUGGAACCACCCGCAAGUGUGCCAAUUGUGGCCAGGUCGGUCAUAUCAAGACCAACAAGAAGUAUGACUCCCCCUUCUUCACCAGUUCUUCCUUUUGUUUCACCCCCCCCUCCCUGUUAUGUCCUUUGCUUAACGGCACGAUGAAGGCAGACAACGGCGCUGCUGAGCAUGGAGGGUUUGGUAACUACAAUGCCCCCGGAGGCGCGGCUGGAUCACCGAUUUAA